AGCGGAGCGGUGGGAGCUGGUCCGGGGGCGAGGCCGGGCUGGGCGCUGCGGCGUGGUCCGCGCACUGGAGCUCGGGUCGGGCGCUGAACCGAGCCUGCGAAAUAGCAGCGGCCGCGGGGCUUUUCCUUCGCCCGGAGCGCGGGGACGCGGUCUGCUCUGGCUGGAGGUAAAAGAACUGGACAAGCAUGUCGCUGGCUUCCUGGUUCAGGUGGAAUGAGCCACCGAGCCGGAUUUCCCAAAGGAGCCCCACAGAGAUGGUGGUGGAGACACUAAUGAUGGAACUAGGCUGGCAGAUCAAGCAGGCAGAGAAACAGCAACGAGAGAGAGAGAAUGAGUAUCGCAAGAUAAAGACGGGCGUGGACUACGGCUGGCUGGUUAGCUACCCAAAGCCUAAGCACAGCUAUGACAUCAGCCCAGGGGAGCGGCUGCAGCUGGAGGACAUGUGCACCAAAAUACAUCCCUCCUACUGUGGGCCAGUCCUACUCAGAUUCCGGCAACUUAUUGCUGAAUACGAGCCAGAGGUACAAGAAGUAGCCCGGCUCUUCCGCUCUGUCCUGCAGGAAGCCACUGAGAAAAUCAAAGAGGAAGACGAGGCAAAGAAGCUUGCGAGGCAGUGGAACACAAAACACAAAACCAGCCUGUCUCUAAUGACAUUUAAAUCCCGGACCAGGAUUUCCCCAUUCAGCAGCAACAUCAAGACCAUUUCAGAGGACGUGGAGCGAGGCACUGAGCCAACCAGAAGAGUAUGGAGUAUGCCGGAGUUUAGGAGUGCCAAGGAUUACUGACUCUAUUAAUAACCAGAAUGAGAUUUGAGAGAGAGCUGGUUUGGUUUUUAGAACGAGUUAACCAUUAUCUAGCCAUGUGUUAUUUCACUUGCAUCCCAGUUCUCUCUCUUUCUGUCCGCCUCUGUCUGGCUCUCUCUUGGGAGCUGUGGCUAUAGUGACAGAUGGUGAUGCACAUAGUCUCUGUCACCUAGCAUGUUAGCUUUGGCUAUAAUUUAGUGGUUUACAAUAACUUGAUGGUCAAUGGUCAUUUCUUAUUUCAGUUUUAUUGUUUCUGCUCAUUGGAGAACAGUUUGGUGCAUGGUGCAUUACCACCACCCUCCCAGCCUUCUACCUGGCUGUCUGCAAACGCAGUGCACUCAACCACGUGAGACUUGUAGCCCCAUUGUGUUAAAUGGGAUUCCUCAUGUGAACAUGCAGCAGUGAGGCUUGCAGGAUCUGACCCACCAAAUCAGGGUCCCUGAUUGAGCUAUUUGAGACAGACAUUAAAUUCUAUUCAUGUAUGUGCUAUAGAGAAGCCUCUUAACUCAACACUGAUUCCAGCGUAUUUCCACUCAGUGUGAUUGUAAAAUAAUCUGUCUCUUCAUGCAAAAUCGAUGACAAACUUCCUAGAAUGAGGGUCACAUUUUCAAUAGCAGCCGAUUUUUGCAUAGAAUUGUGGAUGCUCAGUUUUAUGCAUGCAGACUUUUUUGCAUGUGCAGGUCAGUCAGAUGUCGAACUACCAGCUUUGCAGACACAUGCUGUCUGCAUGCACAAACAUGGACUCCGGCACAUGUAGAUACUGCACGCAUACAAGGCUGUGUGUGCACAUUUGAGGCUCCAUUAAAAUCCCCCGAGUCCCUCUUAAUUUUCAUUUUUGUUGCAAGGAGAGAUUAGGUUAUAAACCCAAGUAUUAAAACCCAACUGGAUCAAAACUGUCUCAUAUUGAGAUACCCAGGCAAUUCCAGUAAGUGCUACAGCUCAUAUUCCAUUUAAUAAGUAGAUGCAUUGAAAUGACUGGCAAGGUUGAGUCUGAAAGCAGAUUACUGGAGUAUAUAACUAGGGGGCGGGAAAUCAGUAUUCACAUAUAAGGAUUUUUCUAUGUCCCAGAGUGUUAGAGGUCAUUCCAACAAAUUGCUGACGUGAUUUAUUUCCGCUGUAGGGAGAGAAUGUAGGUUCGUUUCAUAAUCUUUUUGUCCUGGAUAUUAAGAAGAGAGCUUUUCUGGAUAUAACGGGUUGAUGGCCAAUGAGGCAAUAAAUCUUUUCAAGGGGGAAAAAAAAUCUCAGACUAUAGCAAAAGAGAGGUUCUGAAAUUGGCCUUUUGAAGAUGCAGGAAAAUGCCAAUGGAGAUUUCUGAGUGGGCCCAACCUGCCAUCCUUUGGGAGAACUCCUAAUGGGAGGACUGGCUCUGCUGUCUGAAAAGUCUCUGAUGCUGCAUCGGUGCUAACGCUUAACAUCUAGGGGCUCUUCAGCCAGUGGGAAAACUCCUAGGGAAGGACAUAAGGGAAAGAGGCUCCCUGCAAGCUUUGCCUAGGGCAGUUUGACCCAGAUCAGCAUGAUGGAAGGCGGGUUUGCCCCACUCCCAGAACCUGCUCAGCACCAGAUAUUGGCUGGAGGUGAAGCUUAUUCACACAAGGGCCCUGUGUCGCUGGACUCUCCGUUUGCCCUCCAGCCCACUCCCUGGCAGUGGGGUUUCCCACACUGGCACAUGGCCCCAGAACUCCUUCUCUGGGGUGGGCAGCACCCUAUGGGUACGCUGGAGAAGGUAAUGCAGUCUCAAGCUAUGUUCACUCAGGUAGCUUUACCAUGACCCAUGACAACGCUCAUGCCCUUUGCUCAAUCUCUCCCUGUACAAACACAUACAGAACCACGGACUGCCUCCUGAGGACCCCCCUGGAGCACAGGGCAGGGAGGAAAACUGCCUCAGAAGCAGGAUGGUUAGUGGAGUGGCCCUGUGUGCAGUGGCCCUUCCAUGGAUGAGUCCUGCGGAAACAAUCCACCCAUUAGCCUAUUAGAAGGGCUACACCGAGCUAUUGAGCAAUUUUGGCUUACAUUUACCAUUGGCAAAAACAGGCCCAGCUUCAGCCAGGUCCAUAGGGUCAUGGCUGCAUGCAGCAAGGGCACGUUUGGCCCUUUAGUCAAGCUUUAAAAGGAACAAUUGAAGCAGAAACCUGAAUUUUUCUUAGGGAAUAAUUUGUACUGAGAUAACGUUAGUAGCAGAAUAGCUUGUUUUAUU
Trachemys scripta elegans is the source of this 2997-nucleotide messenger RNA. It is a transcript of the gene RD3, whose product is annotated as retinal degeneration 3, GUCY2D regulator. The record is from RefSeq and is a predicted model, not a curated record. The transcript has 3 exons. NCBI's taxonomy places the organism in Eukaryota, Metazoa, Chordata, Testudines, Emydidae. The coding region runs from base 186 to 785 and encodes 199 amino acids.